UCAUUCAGCGAAGAAGUGGUCUGAAGAUGUCGUUGCAGUGAGAAUAUGGCGACCGAGCCGCGAGGUUCUGUGUUGAUGUUCGUGACACGGGCUGUCAAACGAGCUUUUCGGUCGUGAACUGGAUGUAUUUGCAUCUAAAAUUUUGUCAGUGCAGUAGUGAGAGUGAACACACAGGCAAUGCCCUGACGGAAAUAUUCAUGUGAAACCAAUUUUCUCUGAUUCGUUCUGCGGAUUUGACAGAAGAGCUUCUGCCUACUUUCAAAACAUUGCUCGUCUGUGUACUUAAGAAUGUUUUUCAAGAAAAACCGAUCUAUGUUUUAAAGUGUUUUGUUAUUCUGGGGACACACUCAGUCCAUGGAGCAACUCCUAUUGAGGCCAUGGAUUUAGAAGGUGCACUAGGAGCCUCAUUAAACACAGGACAGGGGCGAAGUCUAUGCCUAGCAAACUAUUUUGAAUAGUGAAUUUUCCUCUGAAAAUAUUUCUGCCUUGCAACUAUGGCUUCUUGUCCAUAUCAAGAGCAAGAAUCAUUACGUGUGAGAACUUUAAAAUUGUGAUGUUCUGCUGUGUUGGUCUUCAAGAUGAUCCAAGCAUCAAGUGGUCAUCGUAGUGACAGUGGUUUUAGUAAAAAAUUAAGUGAUACUGGUGGAACAAACAUCAUGAAUCUAUCGUCAGAUAAGAUUGUGAUGCCUUCCUCCAGCUCAGCAUCUUUGGAUACCAUGCUCGGGACUGGAGUUCCAACUUGGAAACUCUCACGUGUCACUGGUUCAUCAUGCCAAGCUCUCAGACACGCUGUAGCUGCCCUGAAUCGGCUUGACGACUUCACCAGAGAAAAGAUUGGAUCUGGCUUCUUCUCUGAAGUAUUCAAGGUGACGCACCGCACCACUGGCCAGGUGAUGGUGCUCAAGAAGAACCUCCUCCGGUCCAACAGGCCCAACAUGCUGAAGGAGGUGCAGCUCAUGAACCAGAUGAGCCACCCAAACAUCUUACGUGGUUGUGUUUUUUUUGUCGUGUUUGCUGACGCGUUGUUGAUUGUUUUCCAGUACCUGAACGGCGGCAGCCUGGAGCAGCUGGUCCAGGCGCGCGGCACGGACCUGCCGUACGCCGUGCGCAUGAAGCUGUCGCUGGACAUCGCCCGCGGCAUGGAGUACCUGCACUCGCGGGGCGUCUUUCACCGGGACCUCACGUCCAAGAAUGUGUUAAUCCGGCGCAACGAGGAGACGGGCGAACUGACCGCCGUCGUCGCCGACUUUGGACUGGCGGCCAAAAUUCCUGACCCAUUGUGCGGUUACCGGCUGCCCACGGUGGGCUCGCCCUACUGGAUGUCGCCCGAGUGCCUCAAGGGCCAGUGGUACAACGAGAAGUCGGACGUGUUCUCGUACGGCAUCGUGCUCUGCGAGCUGAUCGCGCGCGUCGAGGCGGACCCCGACGUGCUGCCCAGAACGCAGAACUUCGGCCUGGACUACCUGGCCUUCACGAAGCUCUGUCCAGCCGCCUGCCCGCCCUACUUCCUCAAGCUCGCCUUCCACUGCUGCACGUUCGAGCCCAAGAGCCGGCCGUCCUUCUCCGAGAUCGUGCGCAAGCUGGAGGCGAUGCUGCGCGGCAAGAGCUCCCCGGAGUACCCGGCCGAGUACGCCGAGUACCCCGUGGAGCAGCGGGAGCGCGCGGGGGGAAGCUCUUCGGGCGCGACGCUCGAGGCGUCGGGCGCGGGCAUGGCGUCGGCGGGCAAGGCCAAGAGCAAGGGGGCCAUCUCGGAGGCGUGUCUGGCCAACCUGACCGCCUCCUCGCUGGCUGCCCGGUCCGUCGAGGUGAUCCCGACCACGCCGGACGACAAGAGCGUCAACCGUCACAAGAAGCUGAGCCACCGCCGGUCGCUGUCGGAGGACGUGGGCCUGAUCGUGGCGUUCCCCGCGCACACGUCGCCCAGCGAGAAGGCGCGCUGCCACUUCACCGGCGCGCACGGCCACUCGCGCGGCAUCACGGCCAAGCACGUGGGCGAGAGCAUGUGCCGCGAGGACCCGCACUACCAGCCCAGCGAGAAGGGCGCGCUCAACCCGUUCGCGGCGCUGUCGCAGUUCCGCGGCGUCAAGAAGAUCCUCGGCGACAAGGCUGGCGCGGCUGCCGGGGUCGGCGCCGGUGGCGGGGACCCCGGGGACCUCGACGGCGGCCUGGGGACCUGCAGCGGGGACCUGUUCUCGUCGUGCUUCGAGCUGCCCUCGCCCUUCUUCUGCCCGACGCCCGCUCCCCCCGGAUCGCCCGCGCUCGAAAGCUACGCCCUCAACUUCGGCGCCGCGGUGCCCCGCGGCGGGUCCCAGGAGAGCCUCGUCACGUCCAGCGCUCGGGCGCACUUGCUCGACAGGAAGGCGCCCAGGAAGCUGUCGUUGGGACCGGCUGGGCCGCCGUUCACCGUGCCCGUCGCGGACCUCCUGGGCACCACCAAGCAGUCGUCCUCCCAAGAGAGUGUGUUCCCCUUCCCGGUGGUGGUCAACACGGGCGUCGACUUGUGGUGCAAAGUGGGCGGGCGCUGGCGGCUCAAGAGCGAGGUGGAGGCCGAGUCCAACGGCGUCCAGCCGGGCAAACGGACAGAGUGUGGCCCGGCCGGGGCCUCGGACAGGGCUGCGAAUGAAGCUGCCAGCUCCAGUGUGGCGGCUGCGUCCAGCGGGGCGUCUAGCGGGGCCGGCAGUGGAGAGCCCGCCCAGGCCAGGAAGGAUGACGUCUUCAUUCAGAGCAACAUCUUUUCACCAAUAAACAAACCGUCGGACGAUUACCUUAAGAUGGACGCUCAAAUGAGUGAUGUGUCUAAUGGUGACGUCAAGUCAACGAUGUGUGAUAGUGUUCAAACUCCAGUGCCCAGCAGGGUGCAGCCAGAGGAGUCUCUGCAGCCCAGGCCCCUGGUUCCCUCAGACGGCCGGUUGGGUUCUGUUAGUGAAGAGUGUGGGACAGACGUCCUGUCAGUUCAGAAAAAGUCAUGGCGCCAUAGUCAUCCUCAGUACCUGUCUUUACCCUCUUCCCCAACAUUUGUUCGUCGCAGGCCAGUCAUGGCAUCUACUGCCAUUAAUCCUAAGGUGUUGACUCAAAGGCUACUGGAAACUCAAAAUAAGUCAAAAGAAUUUUGUUGUCCCAAAUCAUCUGGAGAAGAGGACAAUGUGUUUUCUACAAACAUUUCUGUGUUAGACAGCAAGCCUGAAAUCAAACAGCUGCUUAAUUCAGGUGCACUCCCUCUGCAGCGUCGACUCUCUUCCUCAUCCUCUAAUCUUAACAGCCUCUUGCUUUCGGAAGAUGACAGUGCUACAGGUUCUGUCCUAGGAGGUUUCCCAUCAGUUGCAUUGCGACGUAGAGGGUCUUGCGAGUCUGGUUUCUUUAGUUGCCUUGGGGAAGACUAUGGCUUACCAGGCUGUGAUCCUCUGUCACCUUCGGAUUUCUGUUCUGGACCCGCUCGGCACACACUGUGCUCCUCAUCAGCAGCUUCAUCUUUGUUCUUGCUAGACGAUUCAGCGGUAUCAACUACCACAGUUUCUUCAGGGGAAUUGGCUGAUCUUGAUGAUUUGGCACCUAAUGGUUCAGUGGGCUGUGGUUUAAGCUCAAGGCAUCAUUCAUUACUUUUUUCGGCAAAGAGGUCAUCAUCAAUAUAUACUGAUAGCUCAGAGGAUGUAUCAAGUUUAGGUGGUGAUCCAGCCUAUUGGGAAGAAAGAGGAUUCUCCACAAACCCUGCUCCUCAGCAAAUAAGCAAAAUUGUGGAAUAUUUUGAGAGGAAACAAAACAGUACUUCAACAGCUGGUCCAGGUCCAUCCAGACGACCAUCAGCAAAACUGCAACCACAGAUUUCAACAACAACUCGGCGGUUCUCAGUGAAUCCAUAUGAAAAUUCACAAAUAUUUUCUGAUGCAUUGCGGUCAACUGACUUUGCCUUCCUCCGCAAAUCAAUGGCUUCAGCAGGUAGUAGCAAGAAUACUUUGGCUGUAAGCCCUCCAACUAUACCCUUAUUAAGACCACAUUUAGCUAAGCGAUGUGAAGGCCAAAGACUGAUAGUUUGUGAAGGUGCUGUAAAAUCUAAACUCCCUCUUUUUGAUAAAAAAUCAUAGCUAAGGUAGAUUGUGUGUGGUUUUAUUUUAAAGUAACGUCCUCUCUAUGAGAAAUCUUAAAUAUGAGAAUCUUAAUAAAAUAACCCAGUUACUGUGUAUCUGUAUUACAGCAGUAUUUAUACUACAUGUGUACCUCAGUCAGAUGUAUUAUUUUAAAACUUUGUUGUCAAGAUAUUGUGACUUAUGUUGCUAUGUUCUUAUUGGUAAGUGUGAGAACUUAUGCCUGAUGCUAAAAUGAGCCUGAUGAAGGAUUAUAAAUUUUCUUAUGUUUAAUCAAAUUUUAUGUUCUUUUGUUUAUAGAGACUUAUAAUGAAUCAUACUCACAAUCAAUAUCUACUUUUAUAUCUUAUGUUCUAUCUGCCUUAUUCGCUAUUUCAUUGACUCUUAUUUACUUUCUGCCAAGCUCUGUACCGAGGUGUGGCAAGUUAGAUAAGAAAUCACUGUACUGUCAUCAACAAUCAGUGACCAUUAUUCUAUUGUUGGUGUUUACUACAAAAAGCAAAGGUAGUGUUUAAAAUUUUGAUCAAAUCAGUUUAUUGGUCAAUAUCUUCAACUAUAUUGUGAAAGACUGUUUUCUUAUGUAUAAGAGACAUUAGUCUGGUUUUGUUUACCUUAAACAGAUGCGUUGUAUUUAUCUCAUCGCCACCUCCAUUGUCAGGCAAUGACCAAUCAUACAAAUCCAGUGACCAGAGUGAAGGUUUGCAAUUUGAAAUUUUAGGAUCUACUUUGAUGGUGAUACCUAAUUAACAUUUGUUGGACCUAGAACUUUGUUCAGAAGACAGCUUUAAGAAAACUUUCUCUUGUUACCAUUAACUUUAACAAUUCGUGUUUACCUUCUCUCCUGUGUAGUAUGCACUGUUAUCUCAUCACAUAAUUUUACCUUUUAUUUAUAAAUAGUUCUAUCCAAUAAUCUAGUUAAAUGUUAUAUGGUGGUGUUAGGUACUAGGCUAAUUAAUCUGUUGUUGUGUACUGACUUAAUUUACAUUUUAGCUAAUCUAGUCGUUCUUCCAACAGAAAAAGUCACUCUUGUUUAUGUAAUUCUAAAGUUGGUUCACUUAUUAAGGUAGAUAAAAAAAAAUCCUCCUUUGCUGGAGUUUGCAUCUUAGCUGCGAGGAAGAGCUGUUUAAUUCUAUCAUAAAGGCUAUUUCUGAUUAAAAAUGUAAAUGCAUUUAUAUAUGCAUUCUUCCAAAGUUUUUUUGUUUUAAAUUUGCAUUUGUUCUUUUGAUGUACUGCACCCAGUGUAUUUUGGUGAGUCAAACUCACUUCUAACGUUCGUCUUCCCUUUCACAGUAUCUUCUUGUGACUCAAACAAUUUGAAUAAUUCUCUACAGUUAUGUUUUUCACUGCCGUCAGUAUGUCUUCCUCCAUGUUAAUCAUUAAUGUAGUAAGUUUUAAUUGUGAUUUUAUAAUCAUUACAGACAAACUAUGGGGUGAUGGAAAAUGUUCUUUGCUAGUCAAGGAGUGUUUCUUUUUGUGUACAUAAAUAUGUGUUAGUUAGAUAAUUCUGUACGUGAAAAUAUUCAUGAAGCAUCCAUAUUCGGAGCUGUGGUACUAAGCCCGCCCAGCAUAAGUGUGCCUUGAUUUAAAAUCUAUAAGUAGUCCAAAUUCUUAUUCAAAAUAAAAAAAUAAGCAAUUAUGUGAAGGCGAACUGUGAGAUCCACUAUUCUUUCUAUUUUCGUAUCUUAGAUCCAGCAUCAGGCAACUUCAAAAUACAGGGUGGCUCAUCGGCGCCGUUCUCUCUUCUGCUUGUACUGUAUCGGAUUCAGGCGUGGGUUGCAUACUCGCACGCGGCAAGGUAAGGCGCUUCGGUGAGCGACGAUAGGCAAGCCCACCUACACGCCUGCAUCCGAUACAGUAGAACCAGGAGAAAGAAUGGCGCCCAAUAUGUCACCCUGUAGAUCUAAUGGUUGAUUUAUUGUCCAAUUGAUUCAUGUGCCAACUAAAACUAUUCCUAUCUAAAUUGUACAGAACCUGCCAUUUACAACUUGCUCAUGUAAAACUAAAAUCACUGCUAAAAUCUAAAAUGUUCUCACAUUUGUCUCUUCCUACGUACAUAUCAUCCAGAUUCAUACUGUGGGAAUAGAUUAAUUAAGCUCCAGUUAGGACGUUGUUGUUUAUGCAUACUUCAGUAACAAAAAUGUUGGCUGUAGGUAAUUAACACUUACAAGGCAUGUUACUACAUUAGCAUUUUUAUUACCAAUCUAAAAUUUUGAGAGAGUUUCAUACAAGAGUGCUGUACAGUGUAUAAAAUGUUGUUACCAUCUGACUAUUUAUCACUUUAGUAGAAAUUUUACUAUUCUCACUGCCAUAAAUGAAAAGCAACAUUACUCUCAUCAUUUAGAGUAAUGUGCAUGUUGUUGUUUUCUGUUUGAUGUUAAUGUUAGACUCUUAUCACAUAGUAUACUGAAAUGAAAGACUGCAUUUCACCUUAGUUAGGGAGUGUUCUGAAACUAUAACAUUGUGUUUUUAUCCUCUUAGAUGAAUUAAAUGUACGAUGUAUGAAUAGGAGUUAUGAGUUUAAUGACAAUGAUGACUGUUUUGUGUAUUGCUCAAGUUUACUUAAAUCAUUUGAUUGCCAGCUCACAUGAUUUUCUUCCCUGUUGUCAAAGGAAAUCUACUGUUGUAGAAUCAUCAAUGAGAAAGGUUUCACAUCAAUUAUUUAAGAUGUAUUUUUUCAUUUGUAUGAUUAAGUAUCUGGAAAGUAGAGAGAGAGCAAACAUUGAACAUAAAAUAUGUUUGUUUUACAUGCAUGCUCAGUGAGUUAGUUUGCUCAUCUUUCCAAAAUCAAGGCAUUUUAGUUUGUGUUUUUCUUGUUUGUAGGAACAUUCCUUUUCUACUUUCAACUUUUAAUUUUCAUACCUUACAUAAGUGUUUUAAAAAUGUGAUUGAUUCCUUCCUAAACUUUUUAAACUCAAUUAUGAUACAUUUUCGACGUAACAUUGAAGAAGAUUUCCAAGAAAUGCUCCAAACCAGUUGCACAAAAUGAGAGGUGAAAGUGACAUUUUCCCAGGUUAAUGCAUGUUGCACCACUGGAAAUGAUGUCAUUUUAACCACUCAUUUUGGCCUCAAAUUCUUACCAAUUUUUUUUUUUAAAUAAAAAAGCUUAUGCUAUUUAGUUGUCUUUUCAUAAUAAUAAUCUUGUUUGGAAGUCAGAUUGGUUAAUUUGCACAUCUUUAUGUUAGUUAAUUUAUUUUAUACUAUUACAUAAUGAAAUUAUAGUUCAUAUUAUGUGGUACUUUUGUUAUUAGAUUGUAAGUCGGGUCUAGUCAUGUCCACCCAAAGCUGAGCAGACUUUGUUUCACCACACUUAGACAACUAUAGUUUGCAUUGUACGUCAAGUAUUACAGUAAUACAUAUUAUUUUUUAGAAUGAAAA
Molecule: messenger RNA, 7454 nt
Organism: Frankliniella occidentalis (western flower thrips)
Lineage: Eukaryota; Metazoa; Arthropoda; Insecta; Thysanoptera; Thripidae
Gene: cdi
Exons: 11
Coding region: 579-4079 (1166 amino acids)
Biological process (GO): protein phosphorylation; actin cytoskeleton organization
Cellular component (GO): nucleus; cytoplasm
Molecular function (GO): protein serine/threonine kinase activity; ATP binding
Source: RefSeq, a predicted model, not a curated record